AAUAUGGACGAGACUCCUGAUUUAUCAGACAACUCAGUUGAAUCCUCGUCAUCAUCAAAAUCUGGAUUAAAUAUACCCAACCAAACAAUUAUACUAGAGCUGCAUGACAUAAAAAAAGAUAUGCCGGCGGCUGAAAAUGCAACACCAGAAGUAAAAUCCAAAAAGAAGCGACGUGGUCGUGUAGCUGUCGAGAACAAAACUGAUCCAACUAAAGUAUCACCUUCAGAGUUAGUACCAACAGUCACGGACUCCGCUGGUAAAGAAGAGUUUUUUGAUGCAGAUGGAAGUAGCCAAGACUUAUCAGCAAUACCUGCGGCAGCACUCGUGCUAGCCCUACAACAAUCGGAACACAAUCAAGAAUUGAAGUUGGAUCCUGCAACUCGAACACAGGCUACUCGAGAAAAUUCAAAUGCUAUAACAAAAACGCCUAAAUGACAAAUCUAGAAGAAGUUUCAAGAUUUGCGAUCGACAAAGUGGUUGCAAGUUAGCUAAAAAGACCUACAAAGAAAAAAGAAAAUGUAUUUUAAAAAAUGAAAGCGCUCCGGUUUGGGACCGCAUUCCUACAGAACUUCUUAAAUUAGCAUGUAAUAUAUUUAAUUAUACAUGUAAUAGCACCAAUAAUAAGUCACUCAGAUAAUUUAUGUUUAAUUAAUAGGCUAGUUCACCCCCAAUAGUCACCCUAAGUUGCUGGGAUGGUUCGAAUCACUA
Messenger RNA from Bicyclus anynana (squinting bush brown), 708 nucleotides. RefSeq lists its product as uncharacterized. Lineage: Eukaryota; Metazoa; Arthropoda; Insecta; Lepidoptera; Nymphalidae. The transcript has 4 exons. The record is from RefSeq and is a predicted model, not a curated record. Bases 4 to 435 code for a protein of 143 amino acids.